AUGGAACGGAGCGACGGCGACUCGGAGACGACAAAGGUCGACGACGGGAGGACGAAGCAGCAGCAUUACGGGCCGCGGCGUGUCUCCCUCGGGCCGCCGUCGGCACGGUCGAUGGACGGGAAGGGUCGGUGGGAAUGUCGUCGACGGUGGCGGCCGCCAUGGUCCUGCGCAACGAUGGCUUUCGAUUCUCCGCCUGCCGCAGGCCCGCGACAUGAGACGUCUACCCUCCACGCUUUCCCUGGCCUCUGGGACUCGCGUCUCCGGGCUGUCGUCUCUUGGCUGUCGUCUCCGGGCUCGCGUCUCCGGGCUCGCGUCUCCGGGCUCGCGUCUCCGGGCUCGUGUGGUCGGGCCGCUCGCCGCAUGCUCGACUCGCAGACGCGCGGCGACGAGCCCCCAAGGGCCUCGAUGGUGUGGCGAGAGCGCUCACGCCGGCCAGUUCAUGUGCGCGGACGCAGGGUUCGCGGUCAAUCGAUGGGCAUGCAUGGCCCCUUUCGUGCCGGGAUUGCCGCGUCGAGCUCGUCGCGGGUCCACGACUGCUCGUCGCACCUGGCCAGCCAUGGUCGAAAGACGGUCGGUCGCAAGGUGUCGUCCACCGCUCCGUAUAGCUGCCCCGGCCAGCGGAUGGCUCGACCGCCGCACACCACACUGCUGGCCAAAGGGCGGGCGAGGGGAGAAGAAAACAAAAAGAGAUGA
Molecule: messenger RNA, 693 nt
Organism: Drechmeria coniospora
Lineage: Eukaryota; Fungi; Ascomycota; Sordariomycetes; Hypocreales; Ophiocordycipitaceae
Exons: 1
Coding region: 1-693 (230 amino acids)
Source: RefSeq, a predicted model, not a curated record